GAUUCUGUGAUCAAAACUAUUGCUUAGUGCAAGUUACCAGUGACAGACACCUCAAAGCCUCCUUGCUGUUGGAACAGAUGUCAUAUAACAGAGCCUUACAACGUUUUUUUUCUCUCAGCAGUACUAAAUCUUACCCUGACCGCUGUCAGGAAGUUGGGAAUAACGUCCCCCGCAGUGGGCCCUGUAGCACCUGUAGGUGAUGGCAAGGCCGAGGCCGCGCAACGCCCGCCCAGCGCUCCCCGCCCUUAGCAACGGGCCGCGUCGCCGCCGUAGUUGCGGCCAUGGCGGCGGGCGCUGCGCGGAGCCGACGGAUCUUCCUCAACCACCUCGAUUCCUACUGCGGCCGCAGCAUCGGCGAGUAUUUAUCCAGUUGUGUUGUCGGAGCGUCGCUAGAAAGCGUGGAAGGAGAGGAGGAGGAAAGUGAGAAUCACUUGGAGGCUGAAGUUUCCAGGAGGCGGAAGGAGGGACUCUACCAAAUAGUGGGGACUCUCUCUAAGCCAGAGAGUAUUAAACCACGCUUUGCAGAGGAAACAUAUGCAGAAGUUUUACACGUAUUUAUUCCUCUGCACCCUGUCAUCUCCUCCCUGCUUGUUUGGAUAUAACAAAUGUUAAAACAAAGGAAUCCAGUCUUAAAAAAGAUUCUUUUUUAAAUAAAACAACAGUUCUGGACAUGUUGUCUAUCCUGAUCACCCACAGAUCUGUUUUCUUUUUCCCUCAAAACACACUGUUGUCUCUCUCAUAUCUUCUAUCACCUAAAUGUAGUAGUACUGUGAACAAAGCAUCUUCCCUCCUUAACACUUCACUGACAUAACAGCUAACUGUUCUAAAUACAUACUUUUUGCAUAUACAUCCAAAGUUCAGUUAACUGAAGAAGGCUUGAUUAUUAUUUUCUGAAACCAAAAUUGUUUGUAACCAUCAAGUUGAUUAUCCAGAAUCUCUUCAAAAAUGUGAACCUUUUGAUCGGAAAUUCUAUACAGAUGAGUCUUUAUUUUAAUAAAAAAUAAAUAUGGGUAACUACGUAAUCUCAAGCGCUGCUGUCGUACAGAAUGUUUGUUGGACUUGUUUGAGUGAUGCAGACAAGUUAGCAAAAAGAUGGGAUAUUGUUUUGUAAGAAAACAGAUUUUUGUGUGUUUCCAUUUUGCCACCUGAUUCUUGUUCAAAAGAACUAUAAACGCCAUAUAUAUUUUUGUGAUAUUAAUAAGUGUACUGAAAAUACAAAUCCUAAAAUCACGUAAAAGCGUAUGUCUUUUUGAACUAUAUAAAUGUGCAC
Molecule: messenger RNA, 1270 nt
Organism: Meleagris gallopavo (turkey)
Lineage: Eukaryota; Metazoa; Chordata; Aves; Galliformes; Phasianidae
Source: RefSeq, a predicted model, not a curated record